Molecule: messenger RNA, 3396 nt
Organism: Mytilus trossulus (common blue mussel)
Lineage: Eukaryota; Metazoa; Mollusca; Bivalvia; Mytilida; Mytilidae
Product: F-box only protein 25-like
Exons: 8
Coding region: 94-1104 (336 amino acids)
Biological process (GO): protein ubiquitination
Cellular component (GO): nucleus; SCF ubiquitin ligase complex; cytoplasm
Molecular function (GO): protein binding
Source: RefSeq, a predicted model, not a curated record
AGUUCCGAAACAUUUUUUCUACUUCCUGCAAAAUAUAAACAAUUACGCACAAACCAAAACAAAGGAAAGUGAAAAGUGAAAAAUUGUUAAAACAUGCCGUUUCUAGGACAAGACUGGCGAUCACCAGGGGAUCAGUGGGUGAGAACAAAAGAAGGAUGGGAAAGACUUAAGUUAUGGAGGAUAAAAGUGUUUGAAAAUUUAAACGAAAGCAUCCUUGCAAGGUUAAUCCGAUUGGCUGUAUUAAAUUUUGAAGGCGAGAAUGGCAAUGACCAGUACACGCACCAACCAAGGAUUCAUUUCAUCAAAACUUUGUCAAGAGAGCGUAAAGUCGUGACGACAUUGAGCGAAUCUUUCAUCCUUCUAGAUAUGACAGGUGCUGUGAAAGAUAUCAGAAGGUUUAACUAUGUCAAAAAGAUACUUCAUUUAUUGUUGAGUCAAAGUUUAGUGAACAUGUCAGGAACUUCACAGAAAUAUAUCUUUAGUAUAUUAGACGAAAUGGUAAAUCAAGUUGUAAAGACUAAGAACAACAUGAAAGCCAUGACAGAUUUACUUGAUUGUGCCACAAAUUCUCUAAAUGAUGGUAGAUAUAGCCAUAUUGGAUGUACCACCUUGUGGAACAAACAUUUCCAAGCAGUUCAAAAAAUGAAAAACAAAUUGAAUGGUUGCAAAACUUUCACGAGAAAGGAAGAUGGCAAACCUACAAUAUCUGAUUUACCAGAAGAUUGUAUAAGAUGUAUCUUAGAAAGACUGGCUGAUCAUAAAGAUGUAGUCCACACUGGCAUGACAAAGUCCAGUAUCUUUCACAUCACAGAAUCACAGCUGAUAUGGAAACACAUGAGUUUCUUUCAUUUCACAGACAGACAGUUACUGACCUUUGUACCAGACCAACUUGGUGUCGACGAAGACUUUAUCAACUGGAAACAUAUCUACAGAAAAUGCUUCUUGAGAUAUGGAAGAAAAGAAAUCUAUGCAGAUACAUUGGCAAUAUGUUUACAUUGUGAUAACAUCUUUUGGAAGUCAAUUGGUCAUCCCUGUAUCAGUGAACAAGAGCCAGCUGCCAGAAUCCUUCAGCCAGAAGCUUUUCUGAAACUGUUCCAUUUCUGAAUCUCCAUGGUAACUACAGAUCUCAGCGCAAGGAUAAUCAUACAAUCAGAUCUGAAAUCGUAAAAAAUGCAAUAAACUUUUAUUGGAAUGUGAGUGUUCAUUAAGAAAAUGCAAUAAAUAAGUGAUACUUAAAUUAGGCUGAAAAAGUCCAAGCAACUGAAAAUGCCACAACAUGUAAAUUUGUUAUUUCAGAAUUUUAAAGGUCAUAUUUUCAAGGGCAUCAGAAUAUUGUUAUAAUUAUCCAAUGAACAUUCAGCAAAUGCAAUGGCAUACUGAUACUUCCAUUUUGAUUUCACUAGAAUAAAACACAAAUGGCUGGCAAACUGUUACAUUCAUUUUGGUUAACUAAAAUAAAGUAUAAAUGGCAAGUCAGAUUCUGAAAUCCAAUUGGAUCUUUUAUAUAGCAGAAAUAUGUUAUCCUUUCUUGUUUAUGUGUUUUUUAUCUUGUUUGUUAAAUGUACUACUUUUUUGGUCCAACAAUGUAAUGGACCAGUUGUAUAUAUUUUGUUAUGAUAUUUUUGAUAAUAGAUGUGAUGAAUGCUUGCCGAUUUUCUCAACAUUCUGUGAUAUACUGUCAUGUUGUCAUGGUGAUAUUCUGCCAUUUUACCACAAUUUUUUGUUGUCCGGGUAUAUUUGUUAAUCAUCUAGUCUAUAUUGGCUAGUUAGUCUUUCAUUAUUGUCCCAUUUAAAAUUCUGAUUAGUUUAAAGUGCAUGUUCUAAUAUUAUUGCAAACUUUGUUUCUAUACAGUUUUACCUAUUGCUAUUUCUCGUUUUAGAAUUAUAGUUAACUUUUGUUUAUAUACAGUUUUGUCUAUUACUAUUUCUCAUUCUAACAUUAUAGCAAACUUUUUAUGAUAACAGUUUUACCUAAAACUAUUACAUGUUCUGUUAAAAUUUUAUAUUUCAUGCAUAAAAUGUCAAAUACAAUAUGAACAAUAUAAAACUUUUAACAAAUUCAUAGGAUAAUUAUUUACCUUCGACAGAUCUGCAUUUGCUUUAAUUAACCCUUACCAGAUUUUCUAAUGCAAAAAUCUUGUUAAUAAAAUGGCAAACAAUUUCCAUACAAUAUGCUUUUGAAAUCUCAACAUAUUCUUACUGUUGAGAAAUAUGUUUCAAGGGAAUCAACUCAUUCUAAAUUCAGGAGUUUAGUUGAAUCUCAUAAAACAUUAUAAAUUGUGCUGAUUAUACGGUGAAUUUAGUGCUUUGUCCUGUUAUAUUCAGGGAAGUUUUAUUAGUGCAUUUACUUCAUUGUUUACUUUUAUUUGUUAUAUAUUCUGGAGUUUGGAAUUUUUUUAUUGACCAUGUCAAUUUUUAUGUAAAAACAUGUAUAAUAUGUUUUUAAAUAUAUUCGUUCAUGUUUGUAAUUUUGAAGUUUUGUCUUUCAUGUUGUUGGUAUGAACUUAUAUCAAUCUAUAUCAUUUUUACAUAUUUUACAAGUUUGUUUUUUAACUUGUCUCAAGCAUUUAUUGUUGUUAAAAUAUAUAAAACUGAAAGUUUUUGUGUCUCUUUUUUGAUGUUGUUAUGUUGAGUAAACAUAUACAUUCUAUUUAAUGCAAUAUAGCUUUUUGCUUAUUUGAUAAACAUGUAUACAAAUUAAUACAAGAUCAUCAAUCAAGUUUGUAUAUUGUUUAUGAUAAAGUAAAAAAGUAGGUUAGCUGGAGCAAAGGUCACAUUUUGCAAUUAGUGCAUGUAUAUGUUCAAUUUCUGACUGUAUCAGUCUUUAUUGUUAUAUUUUUACUAGCAUAGCAAAAAUAUGACUGAGGUCAUGCAAAAAUUGUUGAUGGUUUCCCCUUAUCCUUCUGGGUCAGUUUUUACUCUCCACCCUUUUGCUCAGUCCUCUUUUUUUUUGGCAGAUGAAAAAAAUGUUCCUCUGGUUCCGUUUGACAGUUUUCAAUGAUGCUUUUUAAAAUGAUAAUCUCUUAAAUUUGUGUCAUAAUUGCUCAAUUAUCAUCCCUUCAGCUUACACAGCUUAUACCACAUAACAAUGUCUAACAAGAAUUUACUAUCUGAAAGUAACCAACUAUCUUCUCCGACUGUAUAUUGAAACUGAUUUUUUACACAAAAAAUAAAAAGAAAUUCUUGUUUGCCUGGCCUUGAUAAUUUUCACAUAUUAGGGAAAACCAACAUUCAUUUUUCUUUAGCCUGAUCAUGCGUGAAUCUCACUUACAGACCUGAACAAAAAUAAAAUGUUUCAAGUGAGGGGGAAAAUGUGUGUAGACUGCAGUUUGUAUGUGAUAUUAUUGUUGUUCAUGUUGUUCUUGUUCAUUUUAAGAAAAUAUAAAAUUUAUGAAG